CGUAAACAUUGUUAUUCUGACUGAUCCGCUGUUCGCCUUGGGGAUAUUAAUUAUUAACGUUACACCCUUCGCAAAAUGGACGGCAGCAGCGUGCAGGCGACCGAGGAUCUCUCCGCCGCGGGGAAGAUCAACAAGAUGGUGAGCGAACUAAAUCUCGAGAUCGACCUUGAGGAGGAGGAGCGCGGGGACGGCGAGGGAGACGAGAGCGAAGUCCUGGCGAGAAGAGGGAGGGUAGACUUCCUCCUACAGCCAGGGAAGAACGCGAAGACGCCCUAUGUGCCUCCUGAAGAAGUUGAGCUGUUUAAUUACACGGGCAAGAGUCGUCGGCAGCUGCAACAGGACCUAGCGAAGAGUGGACGGCCCCCCCACCAGGCGUCCCGAAUCCGACGUGGCAACCUGGGAGGCCCGCCGACGGAGAGGCGCGAGGAGCACCUGGGACCUCCCCGGCGACGCAAGGGCGGACCAGCGACCCAGCCUCACACCGCCAGAGACUACCUGCUCACCGCCCGCGCCACCGCCAGGGAUAAGCACCUCGCUCGCGUGGCCCAAGUGGAGUCUCGACGUCUGGACAAGGAGCUGCAUCGAGAACGAGCCAUCAACGCCGACCUCGAGUCCCAGCUGAUGUUCCACGAGUCGGCCCUUCAGGAGUUCCUUCAGCAUCACUACAGACAAGUGUCCGACGCGCUUUCCAAAGGCGAGGAAGCCCGACGGAACCUGACCGAGCAGGAGGUCCGGAUCGACUAUUUCUCAGGGCUGCUGGCGGAGGCGCAGACGGUGCAGGAGGAGGAAGAGGAGCGUCUGCAGGAGCUCACGGCAUUCCAGCAAUUCCUGUCAGCUGUCACGCCUGCGCAGUCACUCCGGGAUCUCAAAAGACGGAUCCAAGAAGUACAGGAUGAAGUUAAGGCUUCCCGAGGGCUGAGUGGAGGCCGGAGAGACAGCGUCCUCUCCCUGUCCUCGGGCUGCGUCGACCUCUCCUUCGCUGCUACUGUUGCGGCCGCUGUCAAUUCUCGGGCCUCGUCGCCUAUCGGUGGCGGCGAAGGCGGAGGAGGUGGGUCAUUGGGCGCUGACCUCAUGUCGCUCCGAAUGACCCGCCUGGCUCCUCCCACCAGCCGUUCCUCCUCGCGAACGGGUCACCGAACGGCACGCACUCGCUCGCCGGAGGAGGUCACGGAUUUGGAGGUCCACGACGGCACUGAGGUCGGAGAGGAGGAGACGUUCGACGACCAUAUGGAGGACCACGAGCGUCUGGUGGACUUGGCACACGUCUAUGAGUCACAGUGCCACUCCCUGCUGGCACUCCUCACAAGGCUGCGCGACCAAACGGAGGCCAUCAAUAACGAAGUGCAGACGCGGCAGAAGAGGCUCGACGGCCGCCUGCAGGAGAUCCAGCAGCUAGUGGAGAAGGCGAAGGGCGGGGAGCACGAGUCGCAGCUCAAGGACCUGUGCACGCUCAUCUCGGAGUGGCCGAGACUCUCAGACGACGCCGAGGCACAGAGUCAGCUGGACCAACUCGUGGCUCAGAUUGCAGAGGUGGUGAGCGACGUGUUCGGGUCGAGCAAAUACUCGCCGCUGGUUCCUCAGACGUCGGAGGUCGAGAAUGGAACCGCGGGGAAAAAAUCUGCGAAGGGAACUAAUGGGGCAAAAAACAAUAGCAGCAUGGGACAGGAGGCUCUGCUUGCCCUCUUGGAAGCCCGAGUUACAGACCUCUGCGCUCAGCUGGACACCAUAAGCCCGGAACUACGAGAUUCUAUAUUUUUGAACUGCGAACAAGCUCGGUACGCGCGCCUCAAGGAGGAAAAGCGCCAAGAAACGGAGAUGCGCAGAGCCGAGAGGAAACAGCGCCAUCUGGAGAGAGCUCUUGCAGACCCUCCUCCAAAACCUCUGUAGGAAUCGCCAUUUUAACAACUGGAUUGUCGUUGGCUCGAGAGAUAUUAACGUGAUGAUCAUGUAGCGAAAUAAGGCUAUAUGCGAUGAACCUUUUUAUGCUUAUUAAAUGUUAUGUUAUCUCUGCGACGGUUGGUAAAAGCAACAUUUUGCAUGGCAUGAAUGUAUGACCUCUUGCCAGUAUUCCAAGAAAUGAAUGAAACAAUGAUUUUCUUCUAAGAACAGAAAUUAAUGCAAUAGAGAAAAUAGUAGAAACAGGUUGUAACAACGAGUCCAAAUGAGCACAGAAUGUUGCAUUCUCCUGUCCUUCACGAUUUCAUCCUAGAAUGCAUUUCCAAUACAAAUCUGAAAUAUAUAGAUAAAUAAUUCUUCAACUUUGUUCCAAGAUGAAUUGUUUCCUUUGCCAUUUGCUCUGGAUACAGAAGGAAUGAGCGACAGAGGAAAAAUGGAUGGGUGCAUUUGACUGCAGAUAACUUGUGUUCAUACAUUCUCUACCAUAUGUAGUAUUGGUCACAUAACUGCACUGGUCACAAUGUAUGGCUGAUCAUGGAGAUCCUGUAUAGAGUUUUGGGAGGAAUAAAGAUCAUAUAAUUAAAGCAGUUGUAUAUGGAUUGAUAGUAUAUAUAGAGUGAGGGAAUGUUUGUAUGUAGGUAGGUCAAAAAGGUGUAGUGCCGAAGAGGGUACAUUGCCACAUACAAGAUUUAAAUACUUAUAUAGACCUUGGUUACAUCCACCCUUCACCUCCUACCAACAAGAAUCCCUUUAGUUGACCGCUAGAUUAAGGCGCUAUCCAUUUUGAAAUUCUUAGGUCACAACAUAUGAAAUUGCCUCGGAUGACCUUAGAAUAUCAAGCUUUGCCUGAAUAGCCUGAGGUGUUUUGUGUAAUAGUUCCCAUGCCUUUCUACAUAUGAUCAACCACACUUCAAGGCAAUUGUUACGCUAGCAUACUGGCUUGCUAUUUGUUCAAUAAUCUUUGACUGGAUUCCCAUAAGUUGCAGGAUCUACCAGUGGUUCAGUGUGCUGUAUCAAACACCGAACUUACAGUGGUGCCCCAAAAGGAGUUGGAAUGAAGGGUUAAGGUUUUGUGUACUCACAAGGAACUGCAUUAUUAUUAUUUCCAAUUUAUUUCAUACAUAUCAACUUAUUUAUUAAUAAUUUUCAAUAGCUAUCAGAGAGCAUUAAAAAAGUAUCAGUUCUGGCUAUAUUCUAAAACCUAUAUUACAGGAUACUAUGAAUUUUCUGGGGAUAAACAUAUGGAAGGAAAAUCAAUCCAAAUCUAUGAAAAACAGUUUAUUUUGCAGUACAACUGACUUAAGCUGAGAUUCAAACUCGGAUCACUUUUCAAUCUGUUCAGUGUUCUCUUUCAAGUUCUGAUUCUUUUCUCCAUACUUCACCUUGAUAUUAAUUGUGAACUGAAGUAUGGAUAUACAAUAUCCACACUAAUAUAUGAAUUUGUAUCAUAAGUGUUUUAUCAAUCAAAUAAGUUAAUCAUAACACUACAGCAACAAACAUAACAGUUAUAUAAAAUAUAUCUACUUUUAUGUUAGUAACCAAUCCCUAAGUUCUAGAGGACUGACAGAAGAACUAUAAUACGUGAUUAAGUAAUAUUAAAUGCUGUGUUAUACUUGUCAGGUAUCCAUGUGCAUACAAUACUACAUAAAUCAUUGACAUUACCUCACUUGCUCAAUCCUUUUCUGAAACUUGGUGAAAAAUUUAAACAAACUGCUUUCUUCAUGGCCUAUAUCCAAUGUCAUGGUUCACAAUGGUAGGUGUUACAAGUGUGAAGAAAUCACAGUGGCAAGAUUUACACACUUAUACGAAGCAUCAAUUUACAAAUUGCUCAAAUAAUGCUCAUGCUUGCAAAUCACACUGUCUUAAAUGUGUGAACAAUGAAAACAUCACUUCACACAUUGAUCAAAUACUAAAGAAAGCACAGAAGCUUAACCACAACCACCAUUAUAUUCAAACUCCAUAAACCAAGCUGUACUUCGUGCAAUAGCAUGUUAGAGCAACAAGGUACAAACUAACACUUUAGGUUACUUUAAUGGAGCACUGAUUCUCCACAGUCUUUUGAAUGUACAUUUCUUGGACCUUUGCUCCGUAAAUUUAUGAAAUUCUCAACUGAUGUGAAGCUUCCUAAAUUCUCCAUACGGCUUCAUUAAAGAUGUUUAUCUUUCUAAAUAUGUUCAAAAUGUCUUGAAUGAUUACAAAAAAAUA
Messenger RNA from Penaeus chinensis, 4101 nucleotides. RefSeq lists its product as uncharacterized. The coding region runs from base 76 to 1887 and encodes 603 amino acids. The record is from RefSeq and is a predicted model, not a curated record. Lineage: Eukaryota; Metazoa; Arthropoda; Malacostraca; Decapoda; Penaeidae. The transcript is spliced from 12 exons.